Molecule: messenger RNA, 777 nt
Organism: Cynara cardunculus var. scolymus (artichoke)
Lineage: Eukaryota; Viridiplantae; Streptophyta; Magnoliopsida; Asterales; Asteraceae
Exons: 1
Coding region: 1-777 (258 amino acids)
Source: RefSeq, a predicted model, not a curated record
AUGAAUUCGUAUGGUUUUAUGGACAGUAUUCAAGUGGAGAAGGCCAAUGCGCUUGCUAGAUACAAGCGGUUUAACAACAUUUCAAAAAUGUUUAGAUUGAUCGAACUUUUCGUCGCCGUUGCUUUGAUUUCGUGGUCGUCGACUCGUCUUUCUACAGUUGUUAAAGUAUCCGGCGAGUAUCUGUACGCCUCUUUGUCUUACGUAUUGAAUCCACACUUCGUUUUUCUUGUCGGAAACGUUAUUGUUGUUCUUUGUUAUGUGCUCUCCGGUCACACGGACGUCGGUCACGAAUCUGCUAGUCCGGAAAUCUCCGACGAUAAUAAGUAUAGAUCUCUGAAUCAUCCUCAUAAAACAAACGAAAUCUCUUCCAAUGCAGAUCUGGUGGAAGAAUUUCCGGAUAUGAAAAAGGCAGCCACCGAAGAAAUUCAAGAUACGGUGGUUCGUUAUGAGAAUCCGAUCGUGAAAACCGAAUCAGAAGCGGCGGCGGCGGAAACGGCAAUCAAACAGGCUGCGAAACAGAUUGAGAGAUUUCAGCGGACACAAUCGGCCAAGUUGAAGCGAGAGAUUUCAAUGAAACCUGAGAGAGAAUUGAGGAGGUCAGUGACAGAGAGGCGGAGGAGGUCUGUCGUCAGCGCGGACGACAUAGACUCAAGGUCGUCGUCACCGGUGGAGAGGCUGAGCAACGAAGAGUUCCGUCUUGCCGUUGAGGCUUUCAUCUCGAAGCAACAGAGCUUUCUGAAGCAGCAGACCAUGGUUGAAAACUCAUAUUAUCAGUAA